AUGUCCGAUUCCGAUGCCUCGAACGCGUCCAAUGUUGCCACAAAAGCAGAUAGCACGACGAGUGAAGCAAGUUCUCGUGAAGGACUCCUCGCCAAAGCCAGAGCUUUUCUGCGCCAACCGGAUGUACUUUCACAAGACGUAGCUACCAGGCGGGAAUUUUUGAUAGAAAAGGGACUUGAUACAGAGGAGGUUGAUCAGCUUAUUUCAGAGACGCCUCCGCCCGUUCCUCCACGAACGUAUCCUCAACCAGCCCCAUCAAAGCUUCCAGUCAUUCUAUACGCAACCAUGAAGCUCUUGUUACUCCUCACUGGCGCGUCGGUCGUCGGCGCUGCCAUGUACUUUACUUACAUAUACCCGAAACUGGCUGCGACGUUCGGCGCUCGCUCAAAGCUUCUUGAACAUCAAACGGACCUCCUUCGACGAUUACACACCACUGGAGAAGAAACGAGAAAGCACAGAGUAGGCAAUCAGGUUCACUCUCUUCCACCAACAGUAUCCCCGAAACCAGACGCCGCAGAGACGCCGAUUACAGCCGAGGCAGAGGACGUUCCCGUCAGACUCGAAGAACAAAAGGAACCUCAGAGUCAGACUCGAGAGACACAAGAAGUCCAAGAGUCACAACCAAGCUCUUAUGAUCGCUUGUAUACGUCGCUGCAACGACUGCGCGAUGCUUUGCCAAGGAGAAAGCCUCAAUACGGGUCAACGUUGCAAGACAUGAGCGACAUGACGGCUCUGAUCACGUCGAAAAUGUAUGCCCCCAAGGUCCACUCGGGCAUCGAGGGCGAAGUGCGAAAAGAAAUUCGCGCUGCAAAGGGACUACUGCUGAACAGGAAAACGUUUACAAGUAUCCGUCCUCAGUCUGAAGCUAUCACGCCAUAG
This is a messenger RNA of Serendipita indica DSM 11827, 879 nucleotides long. The record is from the annotation of a GenBank genome assembly. NCBI's taxonomy places the organism in Eukaryota, Fungi, Basidiomycota, Agaricomycetes, Sebacinales, Serendipitaceae.